GUUUCAUCCGCGCUGAUGGCUCUCCACGGUCAGCGUGUGUGCCGCGCGCGGCAUGCGCCAUGUACGACGCCACAACGCGCUGUUUGGACGAACGCCGUCAGUAUCACAGCUGCGGCUCAGCUUGUCCCAUCAGUUGUGCAACUCGGAACGCACCGAGAUGCCAAGAAAGUUGCGUAUCCGGCUGCUUCUGUCGCAUACCUUACGUGCUCGAGAAUGGCAACGAUCCCCUUCAUUCAAGUCUGUUCUUUCUACAGAAAACACUAAUCGAGUUCUAUCCGACUCCCGGUGCGGCCACGGUGCUACCAGAUACAAAUCACUGCAGUGACCCAUUGAAAAACUACCUCAACUGCGGAACGAAGUGUCCUGGAGGAUUGUAUAUAUUGUACAAGCGUUUCGCUGACUACGAAGGGCAUUUAGAGCUGUAUAAACUCAUCAAUUUCGAAGAAGAUACUCCCAUUAUAAUUUCGAUUCAUUAUUUUCCAGUUGGAUGCAACGAUCUCAAUCCUUCAACCACCUGCAGCCUUGCUUGUGUGUCUGGUUGUUUCUGCCGAUCUCCCUACAUUCUUUUAGAUGCAAAGGAUCCCCAAUCUAGUUGCGUACUACCGCUGCACUGCCCGCGCACCACGUCACCCACCGGUACCUGUGCUGAUCCUAGAAAAGAAUGCGCUCGAUCGUGCACGAAUCCUCUAGGACGAUGUGAAGCCGGCUUAUGCUCGGCCGGAUGUGUUUGUCGGGAGCCAUAUGUGCUUCAGGUGAGGCCUUCUCUUCAUUUCCACUCAUUUCAUUUUACUGAAUAA
This is a messenger RNA of Haemonchus placei, 797 nucleotides long. Lineage: Eukaryota; Metazoa; Nematoda; Chromadorea; Rhabditida; Trichostrongylidae. The record is from the annotation of a GenBank genome assembly.